AUAAUUCCGAUAUGUAGGCCAAACUGUCUUUCAGCAAAUGCAGAUUUGAACAACUGCGCAGCCUUUUGUACACAUUGUAAAACUUUACAUGUUCUUUUUACAUUUUACAGAGUGUUUAUUGCAUCUACUGUGACUAUGGUGUGGACACAGCAUCUCAGUAACCUGGUGUUGGGUGUGUACGGCUUCACGCUGGUCACAGGCUUUCCCGCAAACAUCUUGGCUUUCUACACGUUCUUCCAGAAGGUUCGGCAGCGCUCCACCCCGAUGGACGUGCUGCUACUCAGUUUGACCAUCUCUGACCUGGUCUUCCUCUUCUUCCUGCCCUUCCGCAUGGUGGAGGCGGCCAACAUGAAGUGGACACUGCCAUAUUUCCUCUGCCCGCUGUCGGGUUUCAUCUUCUACUCCAUCAUCUGCAACAGCGUCCUCCAUCUGACGGCCAUCAGUGUUGAGCGAUACCUCGGUGUGGCCUUUCCUAUUAAAUACAAACUCAAACGCAACCCCAGGAAUGCAUUGAUCGCCACGGUCAUAUUCUGGUUUGUGUCAAUGGCGCACUGCAGUGUUGUUUAUAUCACGCAGUACCUCAAUUAUUUCAACCCCAACAUCACUGAUCCGUCCAAGCGUAACACAUGCUAUGAAGAAUUCAGCUCUGAACAGCUGAAGAUCCUAGUUCCGGUUCGACUAGAGCUUUCCUUUGUGUUCUUCCUGUUUCCUUUCAUCAUCUGCUGCUUCUGCUACAUCAAGUGCAUCCUUAUACUGUCCCGUUUGUCCAACGUUAAUGCUAAGAAGCGUUUUAGAGCUAUCGGGAUGGCGUUGGGAACCCUUUUGGUCUUUGCUAUCUGUUUCAUGCCCUUCAACAUCUCCCACGUGGACGGUUUUCUAAAAAACCGCAGCUCUGAAUGGAGAACAGAGGCUCUCCUCAGCAGCACGCUCAAUGCAUGCCUCGAUCCUUUCGUCUUCUACUUCUCGUCUUCGGCGCUCAGAGAGACUUUCAAGAACAUCCUGCGGGCACUGGUGAGGCGUUUGCCUUGUCCCUGGUUCCAUUCGGCUGUUCACGGUCCCUUAUUCACCCAGGGGAAAACUGUGGGGAGAAAUGAUGAGAAAACGCAGAGCACUGAUGACAGCAUCCGCUAGCAUAAGUCAUUUUUGUUUUGCAUUGAUCGGUCUGCUGUGCAUUGCAUGUCAAUCCAUGUCAUUUAUACAGCCAGCUUACGCUUAAAGAAGAUGAGCAGUUUGCUAUGCUUUCUGAAAGAAAGUCAAGCAUGCACAUGCUGAUUGCAUGAGUAUUUAGCCAGUACAGGCUCAUUGGGAAAAUGUGCCCAGGGAUACAUUUUUGAGAACCGAGAAUA
Danio rerio (zebrafish) is the source of this 1346-nucleotide messenger RNA. The record is from RefSeq and is a predicted model, not a curated record. NCBI's taxonomy places the organism in Eukaryota, Metazoa, Chordata, Actinopteri, Cypriniformes, Danionidae.